AUGGCAAGUGUCGCGGCCAAAUUUGCUGGAACCGGGGCACGAGUGGGCGGCCGUGUGGCAGCUAGGCAGUUGGGAAAACAGGCAGCAAAACAAGUAGCCAAGAAAGCCGCGAAACAAGUAGCCAAAAAAGCGGGCAAAAAAAUUGCCAAGAAGGCAGGUAAAAAAGCAGCCAAAAAAGGUGGCAAAAAGAUGACAAAAAAAGGAGCAAAGUCUGGCUCAAAAAAAUCUGCUAAAAAAGCCACAAAGAAAUCAUCAAAGAAAACACUGAAAAAGAUGUCGAAAAAAGCUUCCAAGAUGAAAAAUGAAGAGGAAAAUGAGACUCAAACUGAGAGUACUUUUCAACCCGUACCGGCCAUUGUCAGUGACGGAGGUAAGAGUGGGAAAAAGAAAAAACCCACUGGGAACAGUCGAGAUCGGUCGAAAAGUAAAGAUCGAUCAAAGAGCGCACCGAUCUCGGGUGACGAGAAGUUCAGUAAGAGUAGUGAAAGUGGCCGGAAACCCAAUGGCCAAUCCAAGUCAGUCUCAAGGUCCAGAGAUCGAGGAUCUAAAACGGCAUCGAAAUCCAAGAUAAAAUCCGAGAAAGCGAUACAAUCCAAGAGUGUACCCGUGGUUGGAAUGAUCGCAAACCGUUCGGUCAGCGAAUCAGGACAGUCGGACGAGGAAAGUGAUUCCAGUUCAGUUUCCGAAGACACUAGAGGAAGAAGUCAGAAGAGGGGAAAAUCGAAACACUUGGCACUUGAAAGUGAAAAAUCAAUGAGAACUAAAUCCAAGAAAUUAAAAUCCUCAAACCAAAAAUCAUCUCGUGGAAAAUCUAAAACUCGUGGCCAUUCAAAGACAGAUAAAGAGACAGCAAAAACGGGUACAUUUACCAUUGGAGAGCGUUCAGCUAGGGCGGAUAGCGAGCUAACCGAUACUGAUGAAACAGCUUCGAUCAACAAAGGAAAAAAGAACUCCAAGAGCAAAAGUAAAAAGGGCAAGAAAACCGGAAUGCUCAGCGGGGAUGACAUUUUGGGUCAGCCUCACGAGGAUAAUUCAACAAUGGAAGACCAAAAAAGUGGAAAAAUUAAAGGUCUUCGGAACAAUCUAACAAAGAAACAGAAAAAGAACAAAAAGAGUGGACAAAAGCCCGGUGCAGGGUCGGCUAAGAAUAGAAUCGUAAAUAGUGAUUCACGUGAUGAAACAUCAUCAAGUCCCCCGGACAAUGAUUCAAUGGAAACUAGUUCUGUAACUAGUCUAACAGAAACUUCCAGUAGUUCAGUUAGUGAACAAAGUAGAACGUUUAGUGAUACGACCGAUCUGGAUCACGAGGAGAUGGCAGAUAGCACGUCCGUGAAACCCCGCGGUAAAAGAAAAUCGAAAACACCCAAGCGUGCCAACGCUAAAAUUGAUAGCGAUGCUUCUCUUACGAACAUGAGCGAGGUAUCCAGUGCCACAUCGGUUCCCACAACUACCACAUCAAGCCCACUGGUGACCGAUGGAACCGAUUUGUCUUCCAGCAUCAAUUCAAACGAGGAGGAAGAGUCGGAUAAGACAGAAACAAGCUCAGUCCAAAAACAAUCGUCGAUUUCUGCUUCUACUCGGCUGACACCGACAAACACAUUUAUGGGAAAACAUACAAGAGACCAAAUACAAGCUAUAUCUAGCAAGGCUACCAAUCUAGCAGAAUCGAAUCCUCCUCUGAAGCAGGCUAUGACAGUGACACUUGGUGAGGCCAAAACAGAAGCUACUCUGGAAGGUAUACGAACCGUUGGUGACAUGGCAAAUCAAGCCCAACAGUUGAAAUCAGAUGUCUUGAGCAAUGUGAAAGCAAUUAUGGGUCAAGAGAAGAAAGAAAACACAACCGAACAGAAUAAAACUGUUGAUGAUGCAAUCAAAACGCCUGUUGGUGCCACUGCGGUUGCUCCUGAAACUGACCCCGUCAGAUCCGCUGAGUCCUCAGUCGACACCAAAGAUGAUACAGGUUCCGUGAGAAUCUCUGAACCUCAAACAGAACUCAGAGCAACUUCACUUUCUGUUCCCGGUACCAAUCAAGCAGUAACAAGUGAACCAAAGAAGCGCUCAUGGAACUUAAAGUCACGUUUAUUGGGAAGGAAAAGUCGAGGGAAUUCUGUGAAAGCACCUGGAGAGAAAACCAAUGAGAUAGUUGUCGCAAAUUCGGUUGUGGAAGAGGCGGUUCGGUCCACCGAGCAUAUUCCAAGAGAAACUUUCCCGUUUCAUGAGUUCAGCGAUCCGGAAUUCAACCUGUUGCUGUUUCGUUUAGCAAAGCAUCUUCUUAUGGAGAAUCAAGGCAAACAAACACCAGAGGAAAAUAUGACAAAACGAAAGAACAAACAAGAACGUAAAAAGGCACGCCGUUCAGAAUGGCUUCAAGCGUUGGAAAUGAUUUUGAAAGCUAAAAGUGGUCAACCAUUGGUUGAACUUGUGAAGCCACAAAAACGGGAUCGAAGGCGGAAACAAAAAUAUGUAUACUGUCCGGCAGAAUGUGUUCAUCACUACUCCAAUUCCAUUCCUUGUACAUGUGGCCAAACACAGCUACCAUCAUACAAUUACCAAUUCACUGAGGGUGUUUCAAAUCCUGAGGGGAACAAAAUAGAUCAGACGAAUGAAGUUAUUCCUGUANAAUUAGAUUCGGUAUCCAUGGGCUCAGAGGGAUGCGCUCUAGUUCCACUAGAUUUCAAUUUUCUCACCUCAUCUGAAAGUUCGACAAGUUCAGUCCACUCUAGCGGUUCCAAUACACCGGAGGAUCAUAUGAAUCAGGCCGAUUUGAUCGCUACCGACUAUCAAAACCUGUUGGCCCUGGCGGAACAGCGUGCUAAUCUGCGUGAACAGGCCUUGUCUGACAGUUAUCACACGUGUGAGGAAUUGCAGAGUCGUGUAGACCAACUAUCGAACCGGGUCACGGAAAGAGAAGAACUGUUGGCUCGACUGACGUUUGAGGCUAGUAAGCUGAAGAAUAAUUACGAGAGACUAUGCUCUGAUGUGAGUUAA
Molecule: messenger RNA, 2988 nt
Organism: Echinostoma caproni
Lineage: Eukaryota; Metazoa; Platyhelminthes; Trematoda; Plagiorchiida; Echinostomatidae
Source: the annotation of a GenBank genome assembly